CUUUCUCCGGAAGUAUAGUCAAUUUUUUAUUCACAGGAAAAAAAACACAGCUGGUAUUGGAAAAAAAAGAAAACACCGAAAAUGCCAGCCUCAGAGAGAGGAACAGAUCCUCUCGACCCUCUACCCAAGAUGAGGAAGUUGGAUGAGGAUGGCAAAGCAAAUCAAAGUGGACCCGCACCAGCUGCCAACAACAGGUCCCUAAAAGAAAUACAUAUGCAAGAGCAGACAGUCGCCCCUCGGACCAAGAGAAAAUUGUCGGCCUCGUCUGAGGAGGGAGACAAACCAGCCAAGGCGUACCGACGGGGUUCCCCUGUUAACGAAUCCAGCACAAGCACUUUAGAUUCAUCUGCCAUGAAAGCCACAAGUGCCUCCUGCGGAGAAGUUCCAUUAGAUGGUGCUAUCUUCAACGUUUACCCUGUUGGGUCGACUUCCUCUGAGUCUGAUGACAACGCUAAGACUGACCUUACAGGUAGCGGUGACACUCCUUGCAUCAGGCAAUAUUCUAACCAAGUCCCAGCUAAGCGCAAGGCUGAAGACGAGUCAUGUUGCGACUCACUGGAGGUGAGUACAAAGUUACAUACAGAAACUCCGAUUGAUCACAGCUAUGGAAGAGCAUCAGAUUUGAGCCAUGACAACACAGCGGGGGCGACUGCGGAGGAAUACAAAGAAUCCUCAUCAAAGAGACACAAAAAUAUGUCAAACACGGAUAAUUUAAAGGACACUUUAGGUUCUGAAACGGUCAGUCUCAAAUUUGCAGCUAAAGAAAAGGACAUAAAAGAAGCAGACAAGCAAAUGUUUACGGACAACAAAACCAUUGCACCAUGCGCAGAAGUUGUGACUAAUAAAAACCAAAGCGAUUUAACUGUCGAAGCUCGACCCUUGUCAUCAGCCACAUGUUGCAGCAACGGAGAAGUACACCAGCACUCUACAGACGACGAACCAAGAUGUCGAAACAGUGAUUUAAAAGAGACUGCUACUAGGGAAACAAUGCACAAUUUUUUACAGAAAACACUGGAGGGUGAGACUAAAACUGAGGGGGACAAUGUCUCUGUGGGGUCUGAGAAUGUAUGUGGAGAACAUCAAGAACCCUUCUUUAACUGCUCCCCAGAAGAAGUCUUAAUAGAAAGUUGUCAACUUGGCAGUCAGAGUGAGGGGAAUCAAACAAUAAUGGUGUCUGAUGGAAACCCAGAGAGCUGCAUUGAAGAAAAUCAAACAAUAAUAGAAUCUGGAAAGAACCCAGAGAACUACUGCCGUGAAGAAAAUCAAACUAUAAUAGAAUCUGCAAAGAACCCAGAGAACUACUGCAGUGAAGAAAAUCAAUCUAUAAUUGAAUCUGGAAAGAACCCAGAGAACUAUUGCAGUGAAGGAUAUCAAUCUAUAAUGGAAUCUGGAAAGAACCCACCAAACAACCGCAGUGAAGAAAAUCAAACAAUAGUUGAAUCUGGAAAAAACCCAGAGAACUAUUGCAGUGAAGGAAAUCAAUCUAUAAUGGAACCUGGAAAAAAUCCAGAGAACUACUGCAUUGAAGAAGAUCAAAGAAAAAUCAAAUCUAGAAAGAACCCAGAGAGCUGCACUGAAGAAAAUCAAACAAUAAUCGAAUCUGGAACGGAUUUAGCCAACUACUGCAGUGAAGGAAAACAAACAAUAACGGAAUCUCGAAAGAAUCCAGAGAACUACUGCAUUGAAAAAAACGAAACGGUAAUAGAACCAGAAAAGAACCCAGAGAGCUGCAUUGAAGACAAUCUUACAAUAAUAAAAUCUAAAAAGAACCCAGAGAGCUGUAUUGAAGAAAAUCUAAUAAAAUUAGAAUCUGGAAAGAAGUCAGAAAGCUGCAAUGAAAAAAAUCUGAAGUCGGCAUCUGAAAGUCUGACUGAAGAAAAGGAAGCAAUAGCGAUAGAUGGCCACCAUGAAAGUCAAGCUAAAGAAAUUGUAACAAAUAUUGAGUGUGAGAAAGUUCCUGGAGGUCAGAUUGUAAAAGCAUUUACAACAGAGGAGUCUGAUAAAACCCCAGAGAUUCCAGUUGAAGAUCAUGUCGUCAAAGAUAUGUUGGCUUCAAAGGAAACUGAGCCCACACCACAACAAGUCCUUGUCGGAGUUUAUAGCGCAGAGAAUCCAUUCAGUAGAAGCACAGAAAAUCAACUUGAAGAAACCGCAAUCAGUGCUGAUCUACUAGAAAAAGGGUCAGCGGGUAAACCAGAGAGUCCCACUAAGGAAAAUACAACAUCAGUGGACUGUGAUGGAGAGAUGUAUGUGGAAAAAAAUGUAACAGCAUUAGAAGAGCAUGUGAGAAAAACUCUGCCUCUUUCAAAAAAAAGUGAACCCACACCACACAAGCGCCUCACAGGGACUCAUGGCGCAGAGACUUGGUUCGAGGAGAAAGGCAUGGAGUGUGACAGAAAUCCAGAGAAUAAACCUGAAGAAACCGCAAUGGAAGCCAGUAGGUCCUGUGAUGAUCUACAUAGCAUGGAGUCAGACAGUAAACCAGAGAGUGCCACUAGAAUAAAUCUAGCCGCAGAUCCUGACUUAAAGAGUCUUGUAGAAGAAAAUGUACCCGUGAUGGAAAACCAUGUAAGAGAAAGUCUGCAACUUUCAAGAGAAACUGAACCCACACCACAUGAGCUUUUAAUAGGUACUCAUGACACAGAUUUGUUUGGGGAGAAGCACAUGAAGUUUGACAGAAACCCAAAAAAUCAACCUCAACAAACUACAACGGAAGCCAGGAAGUCCUGCGAUAAUCUACAUGAAAUGGAGUCAGACUGUAAACCAGAGAGUCCCACUAAGGAAAAUGUAACACCACUGGAUCCUGACAUUGACAGUCAUGCAGAAGAAAAUGUAACAGUUAUAAAAGAACAUGUAAAAGAAAGUCUGCCACUUUCAAGAGAAACUAACCCCAUAUCAUAUGAGGUCCUAAUAGGAAGUCAUGAUGCAGAUACUUUGUUUGAGGAGAAGCACAUGAAGUUUGACAGAGUCUCAGAGAAUCAACCUCAUGAAACCACAAUUGAAGCCAGUAAGUCCUCUGAUGAUCCACCAAAAAUUGAGUCAGACGGUAAAUCACACUGCCCCAUUCAAAAAAAUGUAACUUCACUGGAUCCUGACAUGAACCCAGAGAAUCAACCUCAAGAAACCACAAUGGAAGCCAGUAAGCCCCGUGAUGAUCUACAUGAAAUGAAGACAGAUGGUAAACCAGAGAGUCCCACUAAGGAACAUGUGACAUUACUGGAUGCUGACAUAGAGAGUCAUGUGAAAGAAAAUAAAACCGUGAUAGAAGAACAUGUAAGAGAAAAUCUACCACGUUCAAGAGAAGCUGAACCCACACCGCGUGAGCUCCUUAUUGGUACUACUGACGCAGAUACUUUGUUUGUGGAGAAACACAUGAAUUUUGACAGAAUCUCAGAGAAUCAACCCCAAGAAACCACAAUGGAAGCCAGUAAGCCCUAUGAUGAUCUACAUGAAAUGAAGACAGAUGGUAAACCGGAGAGUCCCACGGAGGAACAUGUGACAUUACUGGAUCCUAACAUAGAGAGUCAUGUUAAAGAAAAUAUAGCAGUGAUAGAAGAAGAUGUAAAAAAAAAUCUACCACGUUCAAGAGACUCUCAACCCACACCACGUGAGCUCCUUAUAGGUACUCAUGAUGCAGAUACUUUGUUUGUGGAGAAGCACACAAAAUCUGACAAAAACCAAAAAAAUCAACCUCAAGAAACCACAAUGGAAGCCAAUAAGGCCUGUGAUGAUCUACAUGAAAUGGAGACAGACUGUAAACCAGAGAGUCCCACAAAAGAAAAUGUAACUUCACUGGAUCCUGAUAUUGAGAGUCAUGUGGAAGAAAAUGUAACAGUGAUAGAAGAACAUGUAGGAGAAAGUCUGCCACUUUCAAGAGAAACUGAACCCGCACCACAUGAGGUCCUUAUAGGUACUCAUGACGCAGAUACUUUGUUUGUGAAGAAGCACACAAAAUCUGACAAAAAACAAAAAAAUCAACCUCAAGAAACCACACUGGAAGCCAAUAAGGCCUCUGAUGAUCUACAUGAAAUGGAGACAGACGGUAAACCAGAGAGUCCCACAAAAGAAAAUGUAACUUCACUGGAUCCUGAUAUUGAGAGUCAUGUGGAAGAAAAUGUAACAGUGAUGGAAGAACAUGUGGGAGAAAGUCUGCCACUUUCAAGAGAAACUGAACCCACAACACAUGAGAUUCUUAUAGGUACUCAUGACGCAGAUACUUUGUUUGUGGAGAAGCACAUGGAAUCUGACAGAAUUCCAGAGAAUCAACCCCAAGAAACCACAGUUGAAGCCAGUAAGUCCUCUGAUGAUCUACCAAAAAUGGAGUCAGACGGUAAACCACACUGCACCACUCAAGAAAAUGUAACCUCACUGGAUCCUGACAUAAACCCAGAGAAUCAACCUCAAGAAAUCACAAUGGAAGCCAGUAAGCCUUGUGAGGAUCUACAUAAAAUUAAGACAGAUCGUAAACCGGAGAGUCCCACUGAGGAACAUGUGACAUUACUGGAUCCUAACAUAGAGAGUUAUGUUAAAGAAAAUAUAGCAGUGAUAGAAGAAGAUGUAGGAAAAAAUCUACCACGUUCUAGAGAAACUCAACCCACACCACAUGAGGUCCUUACAGGUACUCAUGACGCAGAUACUUUGUUUGUGGAGAAGCACACAAAAUCUGACAAAAACCUAAAAAAUCAACCUCAAGAAACCACAAUGGAAGCCAAUAAGCCCUGUGAUGAUCUACAUGAAAUGGAGACAGACUGUAAACUAGAGAGUCCCACAAAAGAAAAUGUAACUUCACUGGAUCCUGAUAUUGAGAGUCAUGUGGAAGAAAAUGUAACAGUGAUAGAAGAACAUGUAGGAGAAAGACUGCCACUUUCAAGAGAAACUCAACCCACACCACAUGAGCUCCUUACAGGUACUCAUGACGCAGAUACUUUGUUUGUGGAGAAGCACACAAAAUCUGACAAAAACCUAAAAAAUCAACCUCAAGAAACCACAAUGGAAGCCAAUAAGCCCUGUGAGGAUCUACAUGAAAUGGAGACAGGCGGUAAACCAGAGAGUCCCACAAAAGAAAAUGUAACUUCACUGGAUCCUGAUAUUGAGAGUCAUGUGGAAGAAAAUGUAACAGUGAUGGAAGAACAUGUAGGAGAAAGUCUGCCACUUUCAAGAGAAACUCAACCCACACCACAUGAGAUCCUUAUAGGUACUCAUGACGCAGAUACUUUGUUUGUGGAGAAGCACAUGGAAUCUGACAGAAUUCCAGAGAAUCAACCCAGAGAAACCACAAUUAAAGCCAGUAAGUCCUCUGAUGAUCUACAUGAAAUGGAGUCAAACGGUAAACCACACUGUCCCACGAAAGAAAAUGUAACCUCACUGGAUACUGACAGAGAGAGUCACAUGCAAGAAAAUGUAAUAGUGACAGGAGAACAUGUAAGAGAAAGUCUGCCACUUUCAAGAGAAACUGAACCCACACCACAUGAGGUCUUUAUAGGUACUCAUGACGCUGAUACUUUGUUUGGGGAGAAGCACAUGAAAUCUGACAGAAUCCCAGAGAAUCAACCUCAAGAAACGAUAAUGGAACCCAGUAAGCCCUCUGAUGAUCUACAUGAAAUGGAGUUUGACGGUAAACCAGAGAGUCCCACUAAGGUAAAUUUAACCUCGGUGUAUCCUGACAUUGAGAGUCAUGUGGAAAAAAAAUUAACCGUGAUAGAAAAACAUGUGACAGUGAUAGAAGAACAUGUAAAAGAAGGUCUGUCACUUUUUAAGGAUGUAAAACCCCUGCCACAAGAGGUCCUCGUAGAAGGUAGUUCAGAGGUCAAUCUAAUUGUGACUGAUAAUGAAGCAGAAACAGCAAUGGUGUCUGAAGCACAAAAGAGUGAAGAAAAUGUAACAGAGAAGCUGUCACUCUUAAAGGAACACAAACCACAAGAGUUCUUCAUUCAAAGUCAAAUUAAGAAACAAAGUGAGGGUCCAAGUGAAAAAUAUAUAAUGGCCACACAGCCUGAUAGCAAUCCAGAGAGGCAGACUGAAGAAAUCACACCACCACCAAAGGUCCUUAUAUGCAGUGUUAAUACAGUUGAGGACAGCCAAAUGGAGUCCAUUGAAAACCCAGAGAGCCAGACAGAAGUAAGUGUUGUAAUUAAAUCCACUUUUCCCGGGGAAUCAUUGUCGUCAUCCGAACACAAGCAGGAGCAAGUGCCAAAUUCUUUUGACGUCAACAGAACAACUGAGGUGUUGACACAUGACACAGUUGAUGAGCAAAAUGGAACAAUGGAGGUGUCCUCUGAAUGUGUCACCGUCUUGGUGAGUCCGACAGAUGUGGAAGUGACGGCAGAGGGAAGUUUUGAUUCGCAAGAGGAAAUCAACAGCCACAAUGCUAAUGAUGAUACAGACAUACCAGCUGUUGAAGAGAAUGUGAUGGAAAGUGUGGAAAAAGAAAAUGAGUCCUUUGACUAUUCCACAGCACUGAUGAAUAAAAUGAGCGUUCAGGCUUCAACAGCAACUGAAAAUGCAAAGCAUCCUGCCUAUUUACUGGAAGCAAACAGUCACAGCAACAUUGAUGGAACAAUAGAUGUAUUGAUUAGUGAAAGAACUGAAUCUAUGGAACAUGAAGACUACUUGAACUUGGAGCACGUUCAGGAGAAUGCAAAUCAAGAAAUGAUGACAAAUGCAAAAAUUCAGGAAGUAUCUACUAAUGCCCAAAAUGAUUUAAAGAGCUGUGGAAAUGAAUAUCUCCCCCCCCCAGAGAAACCACAAGUGACGACAACAUUUGCCGAGAAGUCGGACACAGUGGAAGUAGGUCAAAACAGCCCGGGUGUUCCUGAAAAUUAUUCUGUAUUUGCAGUUGACUUCCAGGUGCAGACCGCAAAAGACGUGAUAAUGAAACUCCCGGUGGAAGCACUAGGGGAUAUUAGCCCAACACAUGUGGAGAUACAUACAAUAACAGGAGACACAUCUUCUAAAGCACUCGCAGAAAAAAGCCACAAGAGGCUGGAAGUUGCUGACACACACCUGUCACCUAAAACUCAGACUGAAACAUCACAAAAUACGAAGCAUAAAGACUCUCCUAGAUGUGAUGCCGCUCAGGAGCAUCAGGCUACAUUAGCAUCUAAGAUUGCUAACACAUCGGAGACACAAAUCAUGCAAGGUCAAACAGAAAAAAUGACCACGGCAUUAGAAACUUGUCACAUGACACAUGUUGAAAAUGUCAUGACAGACGGUUCUCCCAAUAAUGAAGAAAAUCAAUUCAAAUAUGAAGCAAUGUCGACACAGGAAUAUCCUCAUCACACCUCCAUAGUAGAGAAAAGAAACGAGAAGCAAGGUGUCACUAAAGUUUGUACAUCCUACACAGCUGAUAUUCAGAAGUUCACAGUUGUUUCCACAAAUGACUGUAAUGAAAACAAGCAUUGUGUGGGUGCCACAGACAUAGAAAUGGAUCUGGAGACAUUAACAGAAAAAGUGUCCAAAGCAGAGAAAGCCCAUGAAUUCAUUCAAAAAGGUCCUGUUGUUUCAAGCUCUGAGGAACAGAAGGUCAUAAAGGAGGUUGUCACCAAGAGUUUGAACAUAGCUGUAAGCAAAGUAGAAGUUAACUUGCCAGCAGCAACAGAAGCACUCGAUUCAACCUCUAAUCCAUUUUUUGCAGUCCAAAGCAUCAGUGAAUUGCCCUGUUUAAAAGUGGACUUUGAGAGUGUGGAGAAUGAGGGCAGGACCCAUGGUAUUAUUCCAGAGGGCCCACUAAGUGAUACAACUGUAACGGACACUUGUAAUGCAGUGAUUAAUGUAGUACAACAUGUCAAUGAGGUGGAGAAAAUCACUUUGACAAAUGAAAGUCAAAAAUCCAUCGCCGAUGUGGGGAAUACCCAGGAAGAAAAAGAGCUUGAUACACAUCUAGAUCCUAUGGAUGUUAGAAGUAAAACUGUGGAACCAGUAGAAUUUGUAUCAGAAGAUGAGACAUGUAAGCAAGAAAUUAGUAAAGCCAAAGAAGAGGAUUCAUUUGUUACUACUACUGAGAGGUCUGACAUAACUCAUAGAGAAGCAUCCGGAAGCAGGGGCGGUGAAGUGUUGGUUUGUGACCAAUCCGAGGACUCUCCUACUGUGUUUAACGUCUCAGACGAGCAGAGUGACACAGUCAGUCAAAGCCAGAUUGUGUAUGAGCCAAUUAGUAGUCCAGAGAGUAAUGCAGAUGGGGAUGCUGUUACAGCUGUGGAGAAGCAGGAUUUUGUGUCUAUGGAGGACACACAGACUGCCCAACUUAUGAAAGAGGACUUGUUUGCUCAUGAAAGCGUGGUCACCAGUAAAUCGCAGCUGGAGAACGAGAAAUUGACUACAGAAGAACAAUCAGCAGUAGAAACGAUGGCGGUAGAACAAAGCGCCACAGUUUCUGAGGUGAAUAGCCCAUCUGCAGUAAUCGGCUCGAGCGUCGCUAUCAACACAACAGCAGAUGACUUUGCACAGGAAAAAGAAAGUGUGUCAACAGAGCCAGAGUGUGUGUUGGCUGCACAGCUUUGUGGACCGCUGCAAGAGGACAUCCCAGCCAUAUCUGCAGUGGAGAUAGCAGCUGGUACAACUGAGCGGUAUCUGAUCCUCGAACCAGUCCUUGAAAACAAAAUUCACUUCGAUAUUGUUUCUCAAGCCGCAGCUGCAUCAGGCCUAUCUUCUCCUUGCUAUGAUAACGUUCACCCAGAUAGUACUUUCACGGCUGACGUGGAAAGUCAAACUGCUUCAAAUGGACCUCAAGAGACCUUCCUCUCAGAGACUGACAUUUUGCAAAGCCAAACACCUGCUGAGGUCAGUGGUGCUGUAGCUGAAGAGGCAGGAGGAGUAACUGCCCCACCUGUGGAGGAAACUGCCCAACUUAUCGAAACUCCAGACAAUUUCCUUCAGCCACAGCAAUGUGGUGAUAGUGACUUUGCACUGCAGGAAGUGCAAAUUUUGGAGGACAUGGAGAUCGGUAGAGAGAUUGUUGUGGCCGAUGAGGGAGAUGGUUACAUUAACAUUAUAGAAAACACUGAUGAAACAAUUCCAAUACCUCCUCUUCAAAAGACAGAGGAAAGGCUAAGUGACAAAAAGGAGAAUGAAGGUGCUUCAAAGACGAACAAUUUAACUGAAAAGGACGAUACCAAAAAGACACGAGAGGUUGAGAAACCCAAGAAGCAAGAAAUGAACACUCAAGCAAGGACCAAAGCUCGUCUUGCAGCCUUAGCUGAGCAGAAAGCUGCCGCCAUGAAGAAGGCUGCCAACAAACAGCAACUCAACCUCUUAGCCCUUUGUCAGGAAAUUGCUGAGGACAUAGCCACAGACAGCAUGCUGUUAAAGAGGAUCGAGGAAGAAAAGCAAGCGGCAGCCAAAGGUGAGGCCAGUAAGAAGGAGAAUCCCGCUGUUAGCAUGCAGGAAUCAGCCACCACUGACGUCAAGACUCCCACUGAAUCAGAAAGCUCCUCAGCUUUAAUGACCCCUGCUGAGAAGACACCUGCAGUGCAGCCUUCAGCUGCUGAGUCCAAACCUUCUGAGGAUCCCCCAAAGAGGCGCUUCUUCAUCUCACAAGUAACGGUGCCCCUUAAGGUCCAUGAGAAAAAGAAGCUGACUCGCUAUCAAAGACUGAGACAGGUUGAACUACAAAGGGAAAAAAUGUCCUGGGCCCGCAUGAAGAAGAUGAAGACUGACCAAGCCAAUCAAAUGCUUUCAGAUAUGAACUGGCAAGCUUCAAUGUUCACACCUGCUUUGUCUGUCAAUGUAGUGAGCACCGAUGCUGCACCCAAAGAUAGUUCUUCCUCUCCUCCAAGUCCUGUUUCAAGUAGCAUAUCUACAACACCCAAACCAGAAGUUCCUGAGGCUGAGACUCAAAAAUGUGAAACUGACAAAGAGGAACCACCUAAAGUUGAAGCUUCCAAGGCUAAACUUGAUGUUAAAACUGACCUUACAAAAACAGAAACACCGCAGACUGAGCCUGCUAAAGCGGAAAAUACUAGAAUAACAAGACAAAGUAAGGCUCAGGCCUCUAAAGUAACGCCUACCCCAGCUCCUUCUCCAAAAGUGACUAGAUCCUCAACCAGGAGGUCACUACCAGCUGUGCCCCCACCUAUGCCCAACGGACUUAAGGCUACAAAGCCCAAGCCUGUCGAGUACAAGCCAUACAAACCACGGCCCAGGUAUUCAUUUGAUGACUUUGAACUAGAUGAUGACCCCUUACCAGCACCCCCCAAGAAGUCAAUUCCCCCAUCCAGGACUUGCCAAGUCAGCAGUCAGUCUAGUACUCUGGCCCAGUGUAAACCCACACUUCCUGCAAAGCCAUUGCAGCCUCCAAACCAGUCCAAACCAAAACCUUCAAUCGCUGCUUGUGGACAGAUCUCAGUUCAGUCAAAGUCUGUUAUUUCAACAACUGCUCAGUCAAAACCUUCCAGUUCUUCUCCCCGUGCCACAACACCCAUAACUCAAGCCCUGGUUAAAGCUGCUCUUUCAAACCCAGCUCAAUCAAAAGCUUCAGUCCCAACGACCCUUCAGACAAAAUCUGCCUCGGCUUUUAGUCAGUCGCAGAGUGCAGCCUCAGUGUCACCCCAACUUAAAGCUGGUAAUGCUGCAGCUCCCAGCAGACCUUCAACAGCAUCUAACACAACCCAGGCAAAACCGUCUGGUCCUAAAUUGGAUGUAGAUCCAGGUCCUUCGGAAACCCCCCCGGCUCAGUCUGCAACGGACGCUGAAAUUAAGGUGGCUGCUGGUUUGCAUUCAGCAUGUUCACCUCCCUCGAAGGAGAGCUCAGAUCAGUCUAAUGUGCAGCAAUGUGAAGAAAAACCUACAGCCAGCGGUGUUGAUCAGUGCCCACAGACUAAAAGCGUCAAGAGAGCACAGGAGACUUUAGAAAGGCCUUGUCAAGACGGUCCUGUGAAGCAGCAAGAUGGAGAGACUCCCCUGUCUGAUGCUUGUCUGCAAAGAGAAGUCAAAAAACUAAAAGAGGCUGACAAAGAUGGCACCCAAACUAUUAUUGAUGCAGGUCAGAAGCAUUUUGGUGCAGUGGCCUGCAGCGUGUGUGGGAUGCUGUACUCCGCCGCCCACCCUGAAGACGAAUCUCAGCAUUUGCUCUUCCACAACCAGUUCAUCAGCGCUGUGAAAUAUGUGGGAUGGAAAAAGGAGAGAAUCCUGGGAGAAUUCCCUGAUGGCAAGAUAAUUCUAGUCCUGCCAGAUGACCCAAAAUAUGCUCUCAAGAAGGUGGAAGAGAUUAGGGAGAUGGUGGACAAUGAUCUGGGCUUCCAGCAGGUGGAGACCAAGUGUCCAUCGCAGACCAAAACCUUCCUCUUUAUCUCAAACGACAAGAAAGUGGCCGGCUGCCUUAUAGCAGAGCACAUUCAGGAGGCCUACAGGGUGAUUGAAGAGACAGCUCCUGGCAUCUCAGAAGGAGAGAAGGUGAUGUUUGAGCGCCAGAGGGCUUGGUGUUGCUCCACCACAGCCGAACCAGCCCUCUGCGGGAUCAGCCGCAUAUGGGUGGUCAGCAUGAUGAGACGCCGCAGCAUCGCCUCCCGCUUGGUUGAGUGCCUCAGGAACAACUUCAUAUACGGUUCUUACCUGAGUAAAGAUGAGAUCGCUUUCUCCGACCCGACCCCCGACGGGAAGCUCUUCGCCACAAAGUACUUUGGCACGUCUCAGUUUUUGGUAUAUAACUUUGUGAGUGGAACACACUCCUCCCAGCCCAAAACUGUUUCAGUAUGACAUUCACCAGGAGAGGUGAGGAUGAAUUUAACCGAGACGCUCAGAGACCAAGUGGACUAAAACGUGUCUAACUGAGUCUUCAAUUGUGGGGAGGUAACAAAAAGACUAAAUUCCUUCAGAAAGGAUACUGAUUGGUUCAAAUCUCAGGAUUAAAACAACACUGCGUUGUUGGAAAAUACAAAUUCACCCUUUAAUCCCAACCAAGUCAACACAUUUAUUAGUGGAAAAAAAUCAUGUGUCAUCGUUUUUAAAAUAUUUUAAAUGAUUUUAGAUUUUGUCUUUAACCAUUCCUAAGUUACUACAAUGACGUUGUCACAUUCAAAACAUGUUUAAAAGUCACAGCUGCUCAAUUUUUAAACACUUAACAUUUUUACUCCUCCUUUGACUUGAUCAUGUUUAAUUGUCACACAAACUAAUCAUGUUAACAAUGUGCUUCAGUCUGAGAAUUUAAUGCCCGCUGGUUUUCUCUGAAGAACUCAUGUUUAGAAGUGUAGCUUGGGCAUUAAAAAGGUGCUCCUAACUUUCUUUAGAUCACCUUGCUCGAACUGUGAUGUGUUCCAAGCUGAGCCAUAUCCUGUCCGUUCACAUAGCAGGGCAUUGUAACCUACUAUACUGUAUCAAGUGUCUUUUUCAUUUCACCAUUUGCUUUGAUUGUGCCUGAAUUGAACAGUGUUUGACUACAAAUGCUAAUUUUUCUCCCCCAAACCUUUCUAGAAUUAGUUCACAAUAUCAUCCCCUAUUCCUUAGUAACUUCCACUGUAUAGUAUUUCAACGUGUAGAUAAAUGCAUACUAUAACGACAUUUAUAAUAAACCAUGUAAAAGGUCUUAAGGCUCCAGUGUUAAAUGGUGUUGCCGCAAUGGUGCAUAGCGUCCAAAUGUUAUCCCUUAUUUUCAUCUUGCAUCAGUUACUUUUAGAGACUUGCGCUGUGCAAAAUAGAUUUGAUUUAUACAAAGUUGCUCUGUAAAUAUUUAUUUAAAUAAUAAACUCAGAAAACAUUGCUGCCUGCUC
Messenger RNA from Entelurus aequoreus (snake pipefish), 12701 nucleotides. RefSeq lists its product as uncharacterized. The record is from RefSeq and is a predicted model, not a curated record. Gene Ontology annotation, molecular function: protein-lysine-acetyltransferase activity. NCBI's taxonomy places the organism in Eukaryota, Metazoa, Chordata, Actinopteri, Syngnathiformes, Syngnathidae. The transcript has 10 exons. Gene Ontology annotation, cellular component: nucleus; chromatin. The coding region runs from base 82 to 11691 and encodes 3869 amino acids. Gene Ontology annotation, biological process: mitotic sister chromatid cohesion.